This is a messenger RNA of Acaulospora morrowiae, 401 nucleotides long. NCBI's taxonomy places the organism in Eukaryota, Fungi, Glomeromycota, Glomeromycetes, Diversisporales, Acaulosporaceae. The record is from the annotation of a GenBank genome assembly.
AUGAGUACCGACACCUCUGAAAGUAUCAAGAAUCCAAGACCAAUUAGGAAGCUCGAGGAUUGCGUUGUAAACAGAAUCGCAGCCGGUGAGAUCAUUCACAGACCUGCCAACGCGUUAAAAGAAUUGAUAGAAAAUUCCCUAGACGCUGGUGCAACCAAUAUCCAGAUCUUGAUUAAAGAGGGAGGCUUGAAGCUCCUUCAGAUUCAAGAUAACGGGCAUGGAAUUAGGAGAGAAGAUAUGGCUAUUGUAUGCGAGCGAUUUACUACGAGUAAGCUCACAAGUUAUGAUGAUUUAUCGCGCAUCAGCACCUUUGGCUUUCGAGGAGAAGCGUUGGCAAGCAUAAGUCAUGUGGCACAUGUCACUAUCACCACGAAAACAGCAGACUCUAAUUGUGCAUAUAG